Peromyscus eremicus (cactus mouse) is the source of this 671-nucleotide messenger RNA. RefSeq names its product low-density lipoprotein receptor-related protein 1B-like. The transcript has 4 exons. The coding region runs from base 1 to 471 and encodes 156 amino acids. Lineage: Eukaryota; Metazoa; Chordata; Mammalia; Rodentia; Cricetidae. The record is from RefSeq and is a predicted model, not a curated record.
AUGCAUUUGCUUGCAGAUCCUUUCGAGGCAUUCAUCAUCUUUUCUAUACGCCAUGAGAUUCGAAGGAUUGGUGUCAGUGCCAUAGAAGUGGUUGUGGAACAUGGCUUGGCUACUCCAGAAGGCCUGACGGUUGACUGGAUAGCAGGCAACAUUUACUGGAUAGACAGCAAUCUGGACCAAAUUGAAGUAUCUAAACUUGAUGGUUCUCUGAGAGCUACACUGAUAGCAGGAGCCAUGGAGCACCCCAGGGCCAUUGCACUGGACCCAAGAUAUGGAAUUCUUUUCUGGACAGACUGGGAUGCCAAUUUCCCUCGCAUUGAAUCUGCCUCCAUGAGUGGUGCUGGGAGGAAAACCAUCUAUAAAGACAUGAAAACUGGGGCAUGGCCUAAUGGACUGACUGUGGACCACUUUGAAAAAAAGGAUAGUUUGGACAGAUGCCAGGUCAGAUGCUAUUUAUUCAGCCUUCUAUGAUGGAACAAACAUGAUAGAAAUUAUCAGAGGACAUGAGUACCUGUCACAUCCCUUUGCUGUGUCUUUGUAUGGGAGUGAGGUGUACUGGACAGACUGGAGGACCAACACACUGGCCAAAGCCAACAAGUGGACAGGGCAGAAUGUCAGUGUGAUUCAGAAGACCAGUGCACAGCCCUUUGACCUUCAGAUAUACCAUCCCA